This is a messenger RNA of Melampsora larici-populina 98AG31, 1023 nucleotides long. RefSeq lists its product as uncharacterized. Bases 1 to 1023 code for a protein of 340 amino acids. The transcript has 5 exons. Gene Ontology annotation, cellular component: cytosol. NCBI's taxonomy places the organism in Eukaryota, Fungi, Basidiomycota, Pucciniomycetes, Pucciniales, Melampsoraceae. The record is from RefSeq and is a predicted model, not a curated record. Gene Ontology annotation, biological process: iron-sulfur cluster assembly. Gene Ontology annotation, molecular function: ATP binding; 4 iron, 4 sulfur cluster binding; ATP-dependent FeS chaperone activity.
AUGUCAUCAAACAACGAACAAGAACUUCCUUCAACUCCCGCCACUCUCUUACCUUCUACAGUCCCCGAAAAUGCACCCGAGCAUUGUCCAGGAACCGAAUCAACACAAGCUGGACUUGCUUCAGCAUGUUCAGGUUGCGCAAAUCAAUCGAUUUGUCAAUCUCAACCUAAAGGACCUGAUCCAGAUUUACCUGCAAUUAAAGAUAGAUUAAAGAAUGUAAAACAUAAGAUUUUAGUCUUAUCUGGUAAAGGUGGAGUUGGUAAGAGUACUUUUAGUGUUGGAUUAGGUUGGGCGCUUAGUGGUGAUGGUGAUAAUACUGCGCUUCUUGAUAUCGAUAUCACUGGUCCCUCACUUCCGUUAAUGCUUGGAUUAUCUCCCGAUGUACAUCGAUUACAUUCUACUUCAAGCGGUUGGUCUCCGCUCUAUGUCACUGAUAACCUCUGCGUAAUGUCGAUUGGUUUCAUGCUUCCUAGUACAGACUCAGCCGUUAUAUGGCGAGGGCCCAAGAAGAACGGGAUGAUCAAACAAUUCUUGAAAGACGUUGAUUGGGAGCAAAUAGAAUUCAUGGUCAUCGACACACCACCUGGAACAUCCGAUGAACACCUUUCUAUAGCUAGUUAUCUCAAAGAAUCCGGUAUUACUGGUGCCAUCGUUCUUACUACACCACAAGAAGUAGCAAUUCAAGAUGUCAGAAGAAUCAUUUCAUUUUGUCGAAAAACAUCAAUUCCGAUCUUAGGAGUAGUCGAAAACAUGUCAGGUUUUAUUUGUGGAAAUUGUAAUGGAGCUUCUGAGAUUUUUUUACCUACAACAGGUGGAGCUGAAAGAUUAUGUAGAGAAGAAGGAUUAGAUCUUUUGGGUAAGAUUCCAUUAGAUUCAAAAAUUGGGAAAAGUUGCGAUUUCGGUCAAGAUUGGUUAGAAGAAUUUCCUGAUAGUUUAGCUACUCAAGCUUAUUAUAAAAUUGUGGAUCGAGUGAAAGCCAAGAUUGCCAGUCUUGAACGAAAAGAAUCAUCUCAACCUUCAUGA